AAACAACGGCGACAAAAAUGACUAUUUGGUGCAACUUGUGUAAAUGUCACGUCAGUACUCCUUGCACUUCCCACCAUCUGCCCGCGGAUCACCGGAGCCCAGUCUUCAGGAGGUUCAGAUCCACCAAAGGGGCAUCCAAAGCUCGAUGGGACCACAUCAAGAACAUGCGUGCUCUGCUGCCCAUCACCCUGGAGGACCAGGAGCGACUCUCGUACCUUCACUCCAUGGCCGUCAUCUGCACCUACAUCAGGAAGUCUGUCCGGGGGCUCCCAGCUGGAGAGCGAUCACACUGCUCUCUGCCACAUGAGGUCUUUCUUCAAGCCUUGCACGGCUUCAUCCUCGUCUCCACCGCACAGGGCAGGCUGGUGUAUGUGUCAGAAAAUGUAGCCGAGUAUCUCGGGGUUUCCAUGCUAGAUGCACUGCAGGGAGAUGCAGUAUAAGACAUGGACUCCAGUGCAUGGAUCUGUCAUGGUGCUGGAUCUAAAGUAGAGCCAUAUGGAGAGUGCCAGCCCAUUAGCUGGAGCACAAGGAGGUCAGCCAUGACAUUCUGAUGGAUGAGCAUGCAUGCACAGAUCAGGGGCUGUGCUCUACUCUCUGCUCAGAGACCGAGCUCACCUGUCACCAUUCACCCUCAGACUCCCUCCCUGCAGCCACUCAAACCUUUUGACCAGCCAUCCUUUGGCACGCUCAGUGGCCACACUCCACCCACCUCAUCAUCGCCAUCCUGUG
Pundamilia nyererei is the source of this 729-nucleotide messenger RNA. RefSeq names its product neuronal PAS domain-containing protein 4-like. The transcript is spliced from 4 exons. Gene Ontology annotation, biological process: regulation of transcription by RNA polymerase II. Lineage: Eukaryota; Metazoa; Chordata; Actinopteri; Cichliformes; Cichlidae. The coding region runs from base 18 to 440 and encodes 140 amino acids. Gene Ontology annotation, molecular function: RNA polymerase II transcription regulatory region sequence-specific DNA binding; DNA-binding transcription factor activity, RNA polymerase II-specific. The record is from RefSeq and is a predicted model, not a curated record.